AUAUAUUACAAAGUCAUAUCUAUUGGCAAACCCGAUGACAGACUAUUCAAGAGAAUUCCACAAAAUUGGGCUUAUAAUUGUACAGAUCUUUCGCUUGGACUUCUUUAUAAUCCUCAACUAUUGGUGAUUUCAUUGGAUAAAACUUCAUCAGUACAACUUUGGCUAAAUACUCCACCGCAUCGUAUUAACGGCAAUGACACAGUAAUUAUUGAAUGGCAUCCAUCAACUGCAUCAAAAUGCAAUGAUUGCGUCACAUGGACACCAAAACGAUUCAGUUUCAACUCGACUAACUUUCAACAAACGCAAACACUUCAUAUAACUCGUGUCAAAGAUGGACAAGGUGUAUAUCUUAUCCCAAUUUUUUCUGGAGGUGGGUUCGAUAUAGUUAAUCCAGAACAAAGUCAAAUUUCUAUUUAUUAGAUUUUCAUUUUUGUUUUGUUGCAACUUUUAAAUGACUUAAAUAAAUUGGUCAUUUUACAAGUUCCAUCUACAGUCAACUAUGAUUAGUUGGACUUUAGGGAUCUCAAUCUCAAAUAUUACCUUUUAGAGAGACUUUACAAAUCCGAUAUUUUACGAUGUUCUGCAAAUCAGAUCAGAAAACAGUUGAAAAUGCUCGUAUUUUGACAUUAAUAUUUUACUAGAAAGCCGCCAGAAUUUUGCACUACUAUUAUCUAUUCAUGAAAAUAAGUCGCUUGGGCAGAAUUCUUAUAACUUUUGAAAGGAAACUGGUAGAGACCUGGGGUUUUCACUAUUGGAUAGACCAGGGUAGGGGACGUAUUACUAUGAAAUAACCAGGUAUGCAAUUAAAGUCCAUCAUGGAGAAUCAUUGAACACAAACUUGGCGAGAUUUCCAUCCCUUGAAUGUAAAUACUAUUUUAACUUCUAUAAUAGGUGUCGUGUUCUCUUCUCCUUCGUUUUAUGCUUUCAACAUGUGUCUAUAUAAGUAACAAAUUGAACGGAAAGAAUGAACCAUCGUCCUUCAAUAUAAACACAAAGAUGACUCAUAGGAUGACGAAAUGUAAAAGAUUGAUUCUCAUUCAUUUUAUUUCGCAAUUGUUGCUAGAGACAUAAUAGCAGACGAGCGUGCGUGUUCAUUGAAGAAGCGAAACAGACGAACAUAUGACUCGAUAGUUUCAUUGAAAAAUAGUAAUAAAAAUGAAGUUGCCUCGAAAGACCGUAGUUUAACGAUAGAAAAACUUCGAUGUUUCUCCUGCCUUUUCUAAAACAGACUAUUGUGUAUGAUCAAGUUAAAUUUUUGAAUAUACAUAAUGAAUCAAAAGAAAAUGUCGAAGGUAGUGUGUAUUUAGUUUUAGCAGAGGUCAGAGUGAAUCAGAUUCGACUUAUUUGUCAUCAAUGUGAGUUGAUCAAAAUCUAACGUUAAGCUUUCUCGACCUGGUAUUUUAAAUACACCACAGUAGAGUCCGGUAGACGAAAAUACUUUUCGCUCAUACAGAUGGGAGAUCUAUAAUAAUCUUCAGCCCGAAUUUUCAGCUUUCAGAAGAAGAAGCAGAAGAACAUAUUCACCAUUAAAUUACGAUGGACUACAAAUAAGAAAGAGAUGGGAUGAUGAUUAACUUUUGAUGCUAUACAUGAUGACUGGCUCAAGUUGUUCCGACAAGGAGUUCUAUAGAACGAAUCUGUGAAGUAUCUGUCUUUACAAGCACUGUGAGCAAGAGAGUCGAGUGAGAUAACUUGUAGUGCUAGUCUCUUGAAUUCCCUCUUAUAAGAUAUUUCCAUACAUGAUACAUGUUUUACCUUUCUUUCAUCUAGGACAACAAGAACCAAUCAAUCGUCAAUAUCCCAAUGUAAAAGUACUUAGUUUACAGCUCAACAGUAGAUUAUUACUGACUCAUGUGGAUAAAAUUAUUCAAUUUAAAAAGUUAAAGAAACUUAUUUUAUACACCCCUUUGUCCAGUCUAUUACUACAAGAUUGUAUUAGUUUCGAUCAGCUUCAACUCAUAUUAGAGCAGUCAUCGAAUUUAAAUGCAAUCCAGUUACCAUUAAAAUACUUGAUUGUAUUACUGCACAACGUACCAUCAUCGCUACAUGUAUUGUUGCAACAAAAAGUCAAAUUAUUAGAAAUUCAAGACGAGUGGUCAAUAGAGAACGAGGAAGAUUAUUUGUUAGUUGAAAAAUUAGCAAAUGUAUUUCUAAACGUUGAACAAAUGGGAUUUCGCUCAAAUAAUAAUAACACUACACAACAAUUAUUGAAAGUAGUUAAGAUGAUUUUACAACAUAUGACUUCUUUAAGAAAGUUUCAUAUCCUGUCGUAUGAUGCAGUAAUGACACAUUCACAUUUUUAUUUACAUAGUCCAAUUAUUAUUUGGUUGAAGCAACAAAGUAGCACGUAUAUUGAAUAUGCAAGCACAGUAUUAGAUAUUUGGAUUAUUCAUCAAAACUGA
Didymodactylos carnosus is the source of this 2402-nucleotide messenger RNA. Lineage: Eukaryota; Metazoa; Rotifera; Eurotatoria; Philodinida; Philodinidae. The record is from the annotation of a GenBank genome assembly.